AUGCCGUUCCCGGUGAUUGAGAAACUCAGCCUGCACAACUUGCAUAAGAUCAUUCGGAAAUCUCGGCAAAUGCGCAGCAACCGUCUCUUCUCCUCCGCGAAAGAAAGCACGAUGUUCAAGGUCAUGAACUGCUAUGUCUUCUCGAUUCUCCAGACCCUAAAUGGCCCGGAUCUUUCGUCCUGGCUCCCUGGCCCAUGUCCCAAUGCCUCUGAGCUCAUGUGCGAACCAAUUAUUGCCACCGUACAGACUAAACACUUGUUCAUAGAGUCCCAGCGACUCGAUAUUCGGAGGCAGAUGGUUCUGAAUCUUCGUAUAUUAUCCGUGAUUGCAUGGACCGCCGGUAAUCAAACGAACUGGCACAGCAAGACAACGCAGUCUCCAGAACUCCGCCAAAGAAGCACAGAACCCUAG
Molecule: messenger RNA, 411 nt
Organism: Aspergillus puulaauensis
Lineage: Eukaryota; Fungi; Ascomycota; Eurotiomycetes; Eurotiales; Aspergillaceae
Exons: 2
Coding region: 1-411 (136 amino acids)
Source: RefSeq, a predicted model, not a curated record